This is a messenger RNA of Macroventuria anomochaeta, 2544 nucleotides long. RefSeq lists its product as uncharacterized. The record is from RefSeq and is a predicted model, not a curated record. NCBI's taxonomy places the organism in Eukaryota, Fungi, Ascomycota, Dothideomycetes, Pleosporales, Didymellaceae. Gene Ontology annotation, molecular function: telomerase RNA binding; protein binding; telomeric repeat DNA binding. Bases 1 to 2544 code for a protein of 847 amino acids. The transcript has 4 exons. Gene Ontology annotation, biological process: nuclear-transcribed mRNA catabolic process, nonsense-mediated decay. Gene Ontology annotation, cellular component: telomerase holoenzyme complex.
AUGGCCGCAAACACUGAACAGCUAGACAGGCGGGCCAAGGCGAUCGAGCAAGAACUCUACAAGCGCAGCGAUGGCCAGGCAUCGUACCGGGCUGCCUGCGAGAGCCUGACCUUUGCCAAUUUCGAGUAUGCCUCGGCCAACGAUGUCGAGCAGAAGCUCUGGGCGGCGCACCUGAAGGUCAACACCAUCUUCAGGCAGGAGCAUAAGAUUCUCAAGCGCUCCCAGGACCAUGUCGUGGAAAUUAGGAAAUUCCAGAAGAACUACCUCCACUUCAUCAAGGCAAGUCAGCGCUACUACCGCCAGUACAUUCUGAACCUCGAUGCCCACUUCGACGGCAUCCCAGAGCUGCGCAAGAUUGCCCAGAAGUGGAAGGAUGAUGGUGCGUGGACCCUCGGUACCGACUAUGCCGCUGCUCACACGACCCCAGCUUCCAAGACGUCCCCGCGCCCGCCCAUAGCCGCGUCUCUCAGGAACAACGUCUUCCAGUGCUGCCACCAGACGCUGAUCCACCUCGGGGACCUCUCCCGCUACCGCGAAACCGAGCUUGUCGACAAGGACAAGGAGCGCAACUGGGGCCCUGCCAAAGGCUACUACGACCUCGCCGCCGAAAUAUACCCAGACUCUGGCCACGCACACAACCAGCUUGCCGUCGUCUCGCGCGAGGACGGCGACCACUUCCGCUCUGUGUACCACCUCUACCGCUCGCUCGCAUGCAAGCUGCCGUACCCGCAGGCCAAGUCGAACUUGGAGACCGAGUUCAGGCGCAUCAUUGCAGCCUGGGACAAGGGUCAGCUGAUCAGCAACCACAAAUCUGCCGACGGCAACACAGGUCGCGCCCUUGUCGCUUGGUUCGUCAGACUGCACAGCAAGAUCUACAAGGGCGAGGAGUUUGCUGCACACGAUGAGUUGGAGGGCGAGGUGCUCAGUCAGCUCGCCAUCGAGCUCAAGGAGCGUCCCUUGGAUUCCAUCCUACCCAAGAUCGUACUCAUCAACCUCGCAGCUGAGUACUUCGCGACCGUCCAGAUGCAGGCCGCCAACCCGCCCGAGCAUAUCAUGCGCACCUAUUUCUACUUCCUCCGACUGAACGUCAAAACCUUCUUCAUCCUCCUACAAGUACUGCAGCCCGAGCUCGAGCGGCUCUCCGAAGCAGACGAUGUUACCCACCAGAACGGCGACAGUGCACGACAGCUGUCCGAUAAGAUCACCGCCGUUGCCCGCCGCAUCCUCCCUGGGCUUCGCCUCUACAGCACUUGGUUCGCACGCUACUGGCAGGUGCUGAACGCUAACAUCGCUGACACCUUGACCACUGUCGACGUGCAAGAGCUGUGGAAGGCGUACGCUGCGACUCUGACGCUUCUGACCUCGAGCUUCCCGGUCGAUCAACUGCCGCGAGAGAACUACAUGCUGGAGGAGGAUACCGACACCAUUGGCUUCCAGCCGUUGAUGUCACCGGACACCAUGAAGGUCUGGUACAACGGCGAGGCGCUGAAGCCCAAGUGGACAGAGGUUGAGAGGAACCACCCUAACGUGGAGAUGCUCAUGCGCAUCAAGGACCUGUUGAUCGACGGUCUGCUUCUGACCCAGAACGCAGAUGCGCCCUUGGACCUGGCCGGCACACGCUUCAUCUACCGCGAGGAAGGCCUGCCAUCCGAGCUGCUCGCAAGCCCCAACCCGCGCCCAGAUGGUUCACCCGUGCUUUCGCCGCGCGCUGUGGACAUGCCACUGUUCCCUUCUACAGCGCCCAUUUCUGACGACCAGACGUCGUUUGGCGUUGCUGCGGCGUCUGAGUCUGCUUCAACCACCGUCGCCAAGGACACGGCGAUGCGCUCUAUGGUCGAUGAUCUGGUCGGCGCUGAUGACGGUUUGGACCCCCUGCCCGAGGAAGACGAGAACAUGCCGCCAACACCGCCUGAACAGACUUUCGAGGACACCGCGGUGGUCAACGAUAACACCUAUGCCCCGGCGCCGUUCUCCAUUAGCGACUUGGUGAACUCGGUCAAGAACUACAAGCCUUUGUCUCCGGCUCCAGGCGCCGCUAUGCUUUCGGCGUCUAUGCAGAGGACCGGCUCCACUUCGUCCAUCCGCGGGCCUGCGCACCUACCCUCUCUUCCCGAUGGACAGUGGAAUCAGAACUCGAUUUGGGCUACUGGAAUGCACGGCUCGCCAAACCCCUCUUCGCCAGCGAUGAUGAAUGGGAACGGGUUCGACGCUCGACGGACCCCAAUGAUCGGUAUCGGCUCUUCCGGCAUGUCCGGCCACGUUCGCGGUGAAUCUGCCAACUCGCAUUUGAGCACCGAUGCUACGACGCCGACUACCGUCAGGGCUUCUCGGCCUAUUAGUGGUGGACUCGGAAGUGGCGCUGCUUGGGGAAACCCGAACGCCAGCAGCGGUACGUGGGGAUCAUUCUCUGGCAGCAGCUACAACGGCUUUCAGAACGGCUAUGCUCACGAUGUGCGUAUGGCCAGCCCGCUGAUGUUCAGCUCCUACCAGGACAAGGCCCAGAGCUCCUGGGGCCGCAAUCCACCCAACGGCCAGGGCGGUUGA